Protopolystoma xenopodis is the source of this 465-nucleotide messenger RNA. Lineage: Eukaryota; Metazoa; Platyhelminthes; Monogenea; Polystomatidea; Polystomatidae. The record is from the annotation of a GenBank genome assembly.
AUGAGUCUUUUUCUGGUGAGUCCGUUGCGUAAGCAAAGAACGACAGUAUCCCCGGCCCACGGAGACUUGCAAAGGGGUGUGUUUACGGAAACACAGCUUCCCACAGAAGUACAAAGAGCCAGGCCAACAGGCCAUGGGGCCGGACUUGAUGGUCAUUCCGAUUGGGUCAAGGGGGAGAGUGAAUGUGGAGGAAAGGACACAUGGUCCGGUUCCCAACGUAGCCUGCCGAAUAGGCACAUAUCUUCUUCCUUUGGCCAUCCUGAUCGAGAGGCAACACGUUUCGGCAUCUCGGCCUCAUGCAAGGGGGCAGAGGGGAGGACAUUUCUUUGCAUGGAACCCUUUUGCUGGCUUCCCCAUUUCCACCCCAUGACCCAAUUGGGACGUAUCCGUGACACGAGAAAGCCAGCCUCCAAGUCCCCCUCAAAGUCAGCAGGACAGGAGAAAAUGAUUCCUUCAAGAAAAUAA